Prorocentrum cordatum is the source of this 1475-nucleotide messenger RNA. NCBI's taxonomy places the organism in Eukaryota, Dinophyceae, Prorocentrales, Prorocentraceae. The record is from the annotation of a GenBank genome assembly.
GCCGGCCGGGCGCCGGGCGGGCCGGCGGGCGCGCCGCAGGCGGAGGGCCCAGCGGCGCCCGCGGGGCCGUCGGAGGCCCAGGUGACGUGCGACAAGUGCGACGGGAGGCACCCGACUGACGCUUGUCCGCAUUCUGCGGGCGCGCGAAAAGCACAAAGACGCGUGGGUCAACUACGGCCGGAAGCACCCAAAGGAGAUGGGCACUGGCGGGGGCGGCUUUGUACUGAGGACGGCGGGGCCACGUGGUCCCGCAGCCUGGCGACGGAAGCUGCCUGGCGGAUUCCACUCACUGCGCUAUGGCCUCAACAAAGUGAGCACUAGCUAUUGUGGAUCGGCAGCGCAGCUCCGAGGCGAGCUCAUGCAGUUCAUCCAGGCCAACGCGCACUUGGAGAUCGCUGGCGACACGCUGGAGGAGUGGGUGCGCUGGGACAGCAACACCUCUGUGGGCGCCUACACCAAGCGCAUGGCCAAGGGCGGAUGGGGCGGAGGGAUCGAGAUGGCGGCCUGCGCAUUGCUCAAGAAGGUGAACGUGCACGUGUACGAGCGACGCUUUCUGGGCGGCUACCGUCGGAUAUCCCGAAGGGUCCUGCUUCGAUUGCCCCGAGCAGAACUCCAGCAGCAUCCACGUGCUCUACCAGGACGGGUUCCAUGCACUACGAUGCCCUUGUGCCGUGCUGAGCUUGGUGGUUCAUGAUGCCGCCGCCAGUCGCGGACAACAUCGCGCUGGUGACGACGCCAGGAACAUGUCCAUUCUCUCUUCAUCCCUGUCCGCGGCUUGCCAUUCGCUUACCCUUUUGCUUGUGGCAGUUCGUGCGGCCCCUCUCACACUGCGCUUUCCCAUACCCUUCUGCGUGCACCUUCUAGAUCUGCCGAUCCCCUCAGACUUCACAGUAGGUCUUCCAACAUCUUUCACCACUUCCAGACGGGCCUGUGGAGACCGGGCGAAUGAUGCGAGCGCGGGUGGGUGUGCGCAGGGUUCGCGUGGUUCCUCUGCGGGACCUUCCUCCUCAUAUUUGCCCAGUUGGGCCAACGCGGAGUCCUGCGCAGCAUUGCGUGUCCCUCUGCUCCGCGCCCUCCACGUCACCCCGCCCGACAGCCCCCCUCCCAGCCACUCCCACGCGCGCCGAGACGAUGCCCGGUCUGCACCUCCGUAGUACAGCCCUGUCCUGCCCCCCCCCCACGCGAUCCACCCACGAUGCUUGUGAGACCAUCCAGAGUAGGUCUGCCGCUUGUUUCCUGGGGCCCAUCUCGGUAGCCCUGCGAGAGCGUCUUGGACAGUCGCAUGUGGCAUCCUCGAGCGGUCUAGCGUGAGUCCAGUCCAGCCCGCGAGGUCCUCAAGCCUGCCCGAGACAUUCUCCCACUGGCCCAAUGCUUGCACUGAGCUCGCGACCGUUACUGCAUCUCAAUUGAUGACGCUUCCGGAGUUUUUUUCGCAAUGGCUAUGUGGCAAACUGUUGUGUCCAAGUUUGGGCCAA